Molecule: messenger RNA, 1230 nt
Organism: Trichomonas vaginalis G3
Lineage: Eukaryota; Parabasalia; Trichomonadida; Trichomonadidae
Exons: 1
Coding region: 1-1230 (409 amino acids)
Source: RefSeq, a predicted model, not a curated record
AUGAUGAGUGCCUUAACAGGAUUACUUUUACUGAUCUGCAUUGCUAUGCCAAACUUUUCUACGACAACCACAAACAGUAUUCCAAUUACUCACAUCGACAACUUCUCAAAUACAUACUCAUUUUAUAUUCCACGUGGCUAUAUGCCAGCCGUUGCUGUCGAGGAAUCUCUUGUUGUCCAGUACUCGUCUAUUGAUGAUGUUGAUACGUGGCCAUUUUGGAUCAGAAAUAACAUGAGAUCCGAAGGUGAGCACGCAACAGAAAAAUAUGUUCCACCAAAGUUCAAAAUUACAAACAAACUCUCUGAACCAAUCUAUUUCAACAGAGCAGAAUAUUAUAACGUUACAAAUGUAACAAUUGACCACAUUGUCAUUACUCGUAAUCCGAAUAUUGUCAAGCUUAUUUUCACAUUCACAUAUAGCUUGCCAAUUAGCAUUCCACAAGCCAUCCUUGCUUAUGCAUCUCUUCCUUUCCUUGCUUUCUGCAUUAAGUCACCGCUUUUGAUCCCGUUGGUUCUUUUAUAUUUCGCUUCUUUCUCAAGCUUCACAACAAAUCAGUCCGCUCUUUUCUACAGACUUUAUUCGGCAUAUUUAAUUUUCAUUACCUUCCGCCAUACAUCCAAGCACUCUACAAUUGCAAACGCCUUAUGCGAUGUCCUUCGGCCAGCAGGCAUCUGCAUUUGCGCCUUGUAUUCAAUUGUUUCAAUCCUCAAACUCGGAUUCCAAUGCCCAUUCGCUAUUUCAACCUCUCCAGUUGAUAUAUUAUGCGGUCUUUCAAUUGUACAGAUCAUUGGCCUCGUUGCUGCUAACCAGAGCAACUUACCAAUCUUUUUGGAUUUCAUUGGAGCAAUUUCCACAAUGAUUCCUUACGUUCUUCAGCUCCUACUUCCAGUAUAUAUUUCUGGCAUCAGAGCUUGCGCUGCUUCCUACCUUUCCGCUUCAAUUCUUUCUCUUAACGGUUUAAUGGCAAUUAUCAUGUCAGAAACCCUUAUUGAACGUGAUGAUACAGUCUCAGAAAACGUCAUUGGUGUCAUUACAAGAGAAACAUCUUCAUCAUCCGGCGAUUUAGUUGCAAUUGAAAGAGAUGACGGUUUAAAGAUCAUGAAGAUCAGAGGUUUCAACGCUUUGACACUUAUUGUUGCAUUAGCACCAACAGCUGUUUCUAUUCUCCUCCUCUUCUUCGCUCAAUUCGGUGGAUUCCCUCCAGCAGAGUUCCUUGUUUCCCCACCAUAA